AUGAAACGCAAUGCUCACACGGCAAAUUCCUCUUUAAACGAAACUAAUAAUAAUAAUAAUAAUAAUAAUUCUUCUAAACGUUGUUGCAUUGAAAAAGAUAAUAAAAAUUGUGUUGCAAGUAAUUCAUUAACUGCAUCUUCAUCAACAAUUGAUAAUAUUUCAUGUUCAUUAGUAUCAUCAUCAACAUCAACUGAUUUAUUAAAUAUGGAAGAAAAUAUGGAAACAUUAAUUAGUAUGGGUUUUACAGAUCGUGAAUUAAAUCGUAAAGCAUUAAAUAAAGCUGGAAAUGAUAUUGGAGAAGCUGUUACAUAUCUUACUGGUUCAACAUUUUUUACUGAUGAUUCUAUUAUUCCAAAUGAAUCAAGAUCAACAUCAACAUUUAUUGGUCCACUUACAAAAGAAGAAAUGGAACAUCAACAACAACAUCAACAACAACAAAUUGUUGCCUUAGAUAAUAAUUCAAAUGUAUCUUCUGAUGAUUUAUCAAUGAAUAAUUCAAAUUCCUUUACAACAAGUGCUUUUCUUGAUCUUGAAACAAAAGUCUAUGGAGAUAAUUGGUCUAUUCCAUAUAAACGCGAAGAAGUUCUCGGUCGGUGUCUUUUAUCCGCUACUAAACUUGCAAUUGCUGGUAUUGCUGAUCAAGAUGAACAUUGUAAAAAAUUUAUGGAAAUUUUAAUUCCAGAUGCUUUUCGAAAAUUACAAUGUUCUCAUCAUGUUAAUAAUUGGGGUGUUGAAGUUCAAUUAGGUGUAUUUGAUAUGGUACAAUUAUUAAUCGAUUUAAUUGCUGCACGUCUAUCUUAUUUCCCAGUACCUAUACAAUUACUUGAAACUUUAGCAAUAUUAUUUGAUCAUGAUUCAGUUUUUCAACGAAAACAUAAAAGUAAACCAUAUGAUCGUUCACUUUAUGAUAAACAAUUAGGUGAUCGUAUAUUGGCUAAUUCAUCAUCAUCAACAUUUUCUGUUUAUAAUCGAAAUGAACCAUAUGGUUGGCUAUGUGAAAUAAUAAAUCGUUUUGUUUUAAAAGAUGGUAUACAAAAUUUAAAAGAACAAUUUAAAUGUGAACAACCCUUAACAGCUAUUGAAUACAAUGCUUUACUUUCCCCAUUUGUUAAUUGUAUGGAUUAUAUAUUCGUUGAAAAAUAUCGACAAUUAUUUAGUGAACAUAUUGAACAAGCAUUAGAUUAUAUAAAAAAUUUAAAAGAAGAAGAUUUUAAAGCAAAAUCAACAAAUUCAAUAUUUGAAUUACUUACAACAUUACGUAAAAUAUGUUCAGUUGUAUGGACUAAUCGUCUUGAACAAGUUGAAGAAUUACAUUUAAAUUUAUUACUUAAAAUGGUUGCUCUAUCAAAUUUUAAUGCAAAAAUGAAUUCAUUAAAAGAACUUGCAAAAAUAAUUGAAAGUUGUACAUCAAAUAUUCAAAGUAUAUCUAAAGCAUCUAUUCCACGUGAUAUUGUUAGCGAAUGGGUUAUUGAACAUUCUAUACUUUCAAAAGCAUUAGAAGGAAAUAUUGAUCAAAAUCAAUAUGUAGAAAAAGUUCGAACAUUAAUGGAUUUUAUUGCACCAAGAAUUUUAAAAGAAGAUAUUGAAACUAUAUGGAAAAUGCAGCAUGGUCGAUCAUUAGUUGCAGUUGAUCAUUUAUUUACAUUAAUUGCAUCGGCAGCAGCAAAAUUUAAUUUAGAACAACUUAAUCAUCUUAUUGGUUUUAUUCAUAGUUCAUGGAAAACUGAAACAAUACUUAUACAAGAAAAACUUAUCGAAUUACUUGGUGCUAUUGGUCGAGAAUGUCAAAAAGAUUCUGCUGCUCGUGUUUUAGAAGUUCUAUGGGAUAUGGUACAUGAAGAUCGUUUGAGUCGUUCAAUGCUUGAUCAUCUUUUACAUUGUCAUUUACGUGUAUUUAGUGAAGGUCGUUCACCAUAUGAUGCAUUGAAACGUGAUUAUUGUCUUAAAUGUAUGACAGAUUUACAACGUAAACAAGGUUGGCUUGUACCAGCUAUAAAACAUUUAUAUGAUUUAUUACGACAUGAUUCAACAAAUACAUUUAAACGUUCUGAACCUGAUCUUAUAUCAUUAUUAGUUAAUAAACAUGAUGUUAUAUCAGCAUUAAUACAAAGUUUAUCAACAUGUCAAUUAGAUGUAUGGAAUAAAACACAUGGACAUGUUACAAUUGAUACAUUAGUUGAUGGUCGUUUUACACAUGAAGAAUCAAUUAAAACACAUUUAGAUUUAUUAUCAUUUUUAUUAAAAAAAGGUAAUCUUUAUUUAAUAUUAAAACGUAGUGAAGAAUUAUGGGAUACAUUAAUAACAAAUGAAAAUGCAAGUACAUUUGAUCGUGAACUUGGUUUAAAUUGGUUUAUAACAUGUGUUGAAGAUUUAAGUCGUGAUUCACAAAUGGCUCUAUUUGAAAAACGUGUAUCAAAACUUGAUCCAAUACAUUUAUCACCUAAAGGUUAUGCUUGUUUUAAAUUAUAUUUUGAACGUUGCAAUUUGGAACGAUGGAGUCAAUCAAGAAGUUUCAAUUAUAAUUCAAAUACAUCGACAUCAUCAAAUAAUGAAAUGUUAGAUUAUCAAUGUAUUGAUGAAUUAUGGAAUAUAAUUUUAUGUGUUGGUGAUGAUAAUCUUGCUAAUGAUGCAACACGUUUUUUACUUGAUUUAUAUUAUACAAAACAACCAAAUCGUACACGUCGUCCAGCAGCUCAAUCACUUCAUGAAUGUUUUUUAAAAGAAGUUUAUACACGUUUAAGUUCUUUACUUAUAUAUUCUGUACCUCCAUCAAUAUUAUUAACACCAAAUAUAGAAGAAUAUUAUAAAUCAUUAAAAACAUAUGGUGAACAAUUAAUAACAUUAGAUAAUUCAAUAAUAUUAAAUGAAUCAUCAAUUAAUAUUGAUCAUCAAUUAUGGUUACAAAAAAUAGAACGUUUAUUUAUGAUAACAGAAGAAUAUAUACAUAUUGUUGAACAUGAACAUUCACCAACAGCUCAUAUAACAUCAUUUCAAGGUUUAGAAUAUCAAAUAAAAAUUGUUCUUGGUGAAUUAGGUAAAAUAAAUUGUCCAUAUGAUAUAGUUAUUGUUCAUUCAAAUGAUACACUUGAAAUGUUACGUUCACGUCUUGGACUUCAUUAUAAAGUUCCAACACAUGAUAUUCAUAUAUCAAUACAAAAUACACGUCCAUUACCUCCAUCAUAUGAUCAUUUAGGUCCUAUUAAUAAUGCUAUUGCAUUACCAUCAAAUAGUUCAUCAUCAUCAUCAACAAAUAUGAUAAAUAAUAAUAAUAAUAAUAGUAUUCUUGGUUUAUGGUUAAAUUCAAAAUAUUUAUAUCAAGUUCAUAUAACACCGGGUACAACAGUUUAUAUUAAAAUAUUAGGUAAUAAUACAUAUAAUCAAUCAUUAAUGAAAGCAAAUAAUACAGAACCAAUACGUUUAUAUUUAUCACAUACAUCAAUUAAUAUUGAUAAUGAUAAUUUAACACGUUUAAUACCAUCAAAUAUGAUGGCAGAAAAUCCAAAAGUUUAUGAUGUUUUAUAUAAAUUAUCAUAUUUAAAUAAUAAAAAUAUACAUAAUCGUAUACGAAAUAUUCUUCGUUUAAUGCCAUCUGAUAUACGUAUUGUUGAUUUACUUGAUUUAGUAUCAAUACGUGCUGCUAAUGUAUCAUCAACAAAUGAACGACGACAAUCAACUGAAACAAUGAAUAAUCAACAACAACAAAUAAAUCCUAAACAAGCAAUUGAAUAUGUUUUUAAUUUUGAUGAAUGUAAUUUAAUAAAAAUAUUAUAUAAUUUAGAAAUAUUAUCAAGUAAAAUAUUACCAUUAUCAAAUAAUAUUGGUAUAAAACAAAGUUCAAAAUUAUUUCGACAAGAUUUUAUUGAACAAUCAGGUGUUGAAUUUUUAUUUAAAUUAUUACAAUCAUUAAAUUAUUUUAUAAAUGAUGAUUAUCAAUAUUCAUUAUGUCAAGAAAUAACAAUAUUAAUAUUACAAUUAAUACAAUUAUUAUUAUGUGGAAAUAAUCAACAAGAUGAUAUUAUAUUAUCAAGACCAACAUCACCAAUAGCUGUAACAGCUAAUGAUAAUGUUCUUGAUACAAUUGAUUUUGAUUUUCAAGCAACAAUUGAACAUUUACAAUUUGAUGAAUUUGUUGGACAAAUAAAACAAUUAAUUUUUUUAUGUUGGGCAGCUGCUGCUGGAAAUAUACGUUUACAAGAACAAAUUUUAACAAUUAAAGAACAAGUUAAAUUAGAUCGUUAUACUUUAUUACAACAAAUUAAUGGAAAUGUUUUUUGUCGAAAUAGUAGUAAAAAUUCAACAUCAAGUGAUUCAUCAAUUAAUACGAAUAAUAAUACUAAUAAUAAUAAUAAUAAUAUACAAAAUACUGUACAAUUUGGAAUAUGUGUUAAAAAAGAUUCAAUUUUACCAUUAGAUAGUGAAAUAGCUGAGAAAAUUAUUGAUAUUGUUAUGUUUUGUUUUGAAAAACGACCUGAAUUUAUUGCUACUUUUCUUAUUCAACCAUUUUUUGCUGAUUUUCUCUUGGAAAUAUUAAUCAGUACAAGUUCUCGUGAAGUUCGUCAAUGUGCAUUACGUAAUAUAAUUCGUUUAUGUAAAAUAGAAACAUCAGCAUGUGAUAUAAGAGCUGUUAUACAUCAAAUAUUAUUAAAAGCUCGUUUACCAUUAUGGCCAUCAAGUGCAACAACACGAAGUGCAAAUCAAAAAUUAUUAUCACAAUCAAUUGAAUAUUUUGAUUUACGUUGUCAAUUAACAGAAAAUUUAACAAAACAAAUGCAAAUAAUACUUAAUAUAGAUGCAAAACAAAUAUUAACUAAUGAAUUUAAUUGGUUAUCAUCAUAUACUGUAUCAACAACAUCAAAUGAAUUACGUACAAUUGAUAAUAUAUUAUUUAUUGGUCAUUUAAGAUUUAUUCGUACAUUAUUAACAUGUGAAACAAUAAAUAAAAUUGAAUUUGGUAUUGAUUUUAUACGUUUAAUUAUUGAUCAAUUUUUAUUUCCAGCAUCAAAACGUAUGUCAUGUCCAAUUGUAUCAACAAAUAAUGAUAAUGAUUCAUUAGAUGAUUCUGUACCUGAACCAAAAUGUUCAACAAGUGAAAGUCGUUUAGCUGCAUAUGAUGUACUUGUUGAAUUAGUUCGAAAUUGUCGUACAAAUUUAAAAAUUGUUGUGGAUGAUCUUAUUAAUCUUCAUCAUAGACCUAUACUAGAAAAACAAACUGAAUGGGAGUUUAUGCCACAAGUCAAUCCUCGUGCACCUUGUGGAUUAGUUGGACUUUAUAAUGGUGGUGCAACAUGUUAUAUGAAUUCAAUUCUUCAACAAUUAUAUAUGUUACCACAAAUAUCUGAACAUAUAUUAAGUGUACCUGAUGAUCUUGAUAAUACUAAUGAAACAAAUAAAACAGGUGAUUCAAGUUUAUUUUAUCAACUUCAACAAGUUUUUGGUCAUUUAAUGGAAAGUAAAAUGCAAUAUUAUGCACCUGAAUCAUUAUGGAAAGUAUUUCGUUUAUGGGGACAAGAAAUAAAUGUUCGUGAACAACAAGAUGCAUUCGAUUUUUUUACAGCAAUGACUGAUCAAAUUGAUGAAUAUUUAAAAAGUAUGAAACAAGAAGAAAUAUUUCGUAAACAAUUUGAAGGAAUUUUUUGUAAUCAAAUGAUAUGUACAAAUGGUUGUCGUCAUCGUUAUGAAGGUGAAGAAAAAUUUAUGGCAUUAAAUGUUGCUGUUAAAGUUGAUUCACUUAAUGAAUCAUUAAAUCAAUUUGUUAAAGGUGAACUUCUCGAUGGAAAUAAUGCUUAUUUUUGUGCUAAAUGUCAAGAAAAACGAACAACAAUUAAAAGAUUAUGUAUUAAAAAAUUACCACCAUUAUUAUGUAUACAAAUGAAACGUUUUGGAUUCGAUUGGGAAAAUAAUCGUGCAUUAAAAUUUGAUGAUUAUUUUAAAUUUCCAUUAGUACUUAAUAUGGAACCAUAUACAUUAGAUGGUGUUAAUAAACGUGAAAGUUUUGUAGAACAUGAUGAUAUAACUGAUAGUACAAAUAAUGAUUCAUUAAUUAAUACAGCAACAACAAGUGAUAGUAAAUCUGUACCACGUUCAGUAUCAUCAACAAAUAUGCCAACAAUAAAUUAUGAAUUAAUUGGUAUUGUAAUUCAUUCUGGUCAAGCUAAUGCUGGUCAUUAUUAUUCAUUUAUAAAAGAUAUACGUCGUCGUCAAACAAAUAAUACAAAUCAAUGGUAUCGUUUUAAUGAUCUAACAGUUGAAGAAAUACAAUUAACUGAACAAAUGCUUGAAGAAGAAUGUUUUGGUGGUACAUUUCGUGUACAAAAAGAUAAUAAUAAUUCAAGUGAAGAACGUACACGUUUUUGGAAUGCAUAUAUGCUUAUAUAUCAAUGUAUUGAACCAUCAAAAUUACUUCCACCACCAUUACCAGUAUCAUCAUCACCAAAUACAACACGUUCAUCACGUCAUUUACCUGGUACAGCUGUUCGUAUAAAUCGUUCAAAUCAACGUGAUUCAUUAUCACAAUUAGCUGAUUUAGUUGUUCGUAGUGAAAAUAGUGAUCUAUUUAAAAUUGAAAAACCAUUAAUACCAUCACGUGUAUUAGCUUGUGUUAAAGAUGAAAAUCUUGAAUUUUUAAAAAAUCGUGAUACUUAUUGUGAUGAUUAUUUUCAAUUUAUAUAUAAAUUAUCUAAAAUAUGUUUUGAUGAUAUGAAUAUACCAUAUGAUAUGGAAAUAAUUGAAACUGAUAAUGAUGAAACAUCAUAUGAAUUAUGUACAAAAUUAGCAUUAAAUUUUUUAUUUAAUACACAUUUACGUACACAUCGUCGUUUACGUAAAGAUAAUUUACAACAAUGGAUACAAUUAUUAGGACGUUUAUUUACUAAAAAUUCAACAUCAUGUACAAUUUUUUAUGAAUUAUUAUUUGAAAAAAAUGAUUAUGGAUUAAAAUUAUAUUUACUUGAUUGUCCUAUUGAUGAUAUACGUUAUAUAUUUGAACAAAUAUGUGAAAAUAUUUUACAAGCAACAUAUUUUCAUAUAUUAGAAAAAAAUCAACAUAUACAUGAAACAAAUAUAAAUGAUAAUCAUGAAACAUUAAUUAUUAAUAUUGAUAAUAAUUUAUUAUUAUUAAUGAAAAAAUUUAUUGAACAAUUAAUUAAUUUAUUAGAUAAAUAUGUUGUUGAACAAAUAAAACAUUCACAAGCAUAUUUUCAAUUAAUUUAUUCAUAUAUGAAAAUAAAUAAAAAUUCUAUUAAUUAUUUAUUAGAAUUAAAUAUAUUUACACGUUUAAUGAAUUUUUUAUUAGGUGAAAAUAUUGAUACACGUCGUUGGAAUUCUGGACAAGCAAAAGAAUUUGGUAUUAUACAUGAAAUAAUUGCUAGAUUAACAUUAGCAUGUAAUUUAAAUAAAGAUAUAUUUAAUGAACAAAAUAUAGAAUUAAAAAAUCAAAUGGAAACAUAUUUUUAUGGUCAUUGGGCAAAUAGAUAUUUAAAAGAAAUAUGUUAUGCUUUUCAAGAAAUUUCACCAUCACAAUUAACAUGUACAGUACAAUUAAUAGAAAUAUUAGCACUUAAUAAUCAAUCAUUUUCUGAACAACUUAUUAAAAUUAUAUUACAAUCAAUUGUACAAGCACAUACUAAUGAUUUAAAAUCAUUAUUUAAAUUUCUUAGUUAUAUUCUAUUAGUCGACGAUUCAUUACAAACAAAACGACUUCAAUUAGUAUUUGAAGGUAUUAAUGAAUCUGGUAAUGGUGAUAAUUGUCAACAUUUUACUGGACUUUAUUCACUUAUACGAACAAGUAUUGAAAGUGAACAACGACGAGCUUAUCAAACAGUUAAAUUUCUUAUUAAUCUAUCAAAUAGACAUAGUUCAUGUAAAGAUUAUUUUUCAUCAACUGCUAAUCAAUGGGAAUUUGCUAUAAAUUGGCUUAAACAACAAAUGCAAACAUCAUGGCAAUGGUCACCAGCACAAAAUGUAUCUAAUGAAGAUACCGAUACACGUUCAUUUCAACGUACACGUAGUGCACAAUUUACAUUAGAACAAGCUCAAUCACUUUUACAACAAACAACAAUAUCAAAUAAUGAUACAUCAACAAACGAAUUAAUGGAAUUAAAUGAUACUCAAAGUCAAUCUUCGUCACAAUCAACACUUGUUGGUAUUGAAUAA
Molecule: messenger RNA, 8151 nt
Organism: Rotaria sp. Silwood1
Lineage: Eukaryota; Metazoa; Rotifera; Eurotatoria; Philodinida; Philodinidae
Source: the annotation of a GenBank genome assembly